Colletotrichum aenigma is the source of this 852-nucleotide messenger RNA. RefSeq names its product F-actin-capping protein subunit beta (gene CAP2). Gene Ontology annotation, cellular component: cytoplasm; F-actin capping protein complex; actin cortical patch. The transcript is spliced from 3 exons. Lineage: Eukaryota; Fungi; Ascomycota; Sordariomycetes; Glomerellales; Glomerellaceae. Bases 1 to 852 code for a protein of 283 amino acids. Gene Ontology annotation, molecular function: actin filament binding. Gene Ontology annotation, biological process: cell morphogenesis; barbed-end actin filament capping; actin cytoskeleton organization. The record is from RefSeq and is a predicted model, not a curated record.
AUGGCCGCCGUCGACCCUUUCGACUCGGCGCUCGACCUCCUCCGCCGUCUGAACCCGAAACACACGACCGACCACCUCAAUGCCAUCAUCUCCCUCGCCCCAGAUCUGACCGAAGACCUACUCUCAUCCGUAGAUCAGCCCCUGACCGUCAAGCGGUGCAAGCAGACGGGCCGCGACUACCUUCUUUGCGACUACAACCGUGACGGCGACAGCUACCGCUCGCCAUGGAGCAACCAAUUCGACCCGCCUCUGGAUGAGAGCGGCGUCGGUGGUGUCGGUGCCGGUGGCAGCGAGGGUGCUGGCGAGGGUGCUAUCCCUAGCGAGCGUGUCCGCAAGAUGGAGAUCAAGGCCAACGAGGCGUUUGACGUCUACCGGGAUCUCUACUACGAGGGCGGUGUGAGCAGUGUCUACUUCUGGAACCUGGACGAUGGAUUUGCCGGCGUUGUUCUGCUCAAGAAGUCCGCGACACCUGGUGGCAGUGCCGAGGGUGUCUGGGACUCGAUCCACGUCUUCGAGGCCAUCGAGCGUGGCCGCACCACACAGUACAAGCUUACCUCGACCGUGAUUCUCUCCCUGUCGACUUCGGCAGCCUCUUUGGGCGACAUGGACCUGAGCGGCAACAUGACGAGACAGGUAGAGCAGGAGCUGCCGGUUGAUGGCGACGAGAGCCACAUUGCCAACGUCGGCCGCCUGGUUGAGGAUAUGGAACUCAAGAUGCGCAACCUGCUGCAGGAGGUCUACUUUGGCAAGGCCAAGGACGUCGUCGGCGACCUGCGGAGCAUCGGCAGCCUUAGCGAGGGGGCGAGGGACCGCGCGGCGCAGAGGGAGAUCAUUGGCAGCAUGCAGAGGUGA